UGGUUUUUUUUUAAAGUUUCAAUGUCCAUUUUACUUUUUAAGUUGUUUAAUGUACUGAUUGAUGCACAUUUCUCUGUAGACACGAUAUGCUUCUAUUCUAGAAAGCAGGCCGGUGUCGGUUACACAAACAGGGGAUAGAGACGAGCCCUUGGAAUGGUGGUUGUCAGCAACCGGAGUUCCCGAAGGCAAAAAGCCUAAGAAGGACUACCUUGUUGGAUUCCCCGAGGCUCGUGCUAGUCAACUUAUUCCGACUCUCGCCUCACGUUACAGGGAUUCAACAAGAGGCGAAGCCGGUGGAUCUUCCGGUCAGAGACAAGAAGCCGUCAUUCCCGACAAUGUGUACCUCUCGGUCGUGCGCAAUGUGCUCAAUGAGGUCCGUGCGAACCCCCUUCAAUUUCAGCGACAAAUGUCUGAAGAAGAGAUCGCGAAUUUUGCAAAAACCGCACUAGAGGCCUCCGAUCCAGCUGCCGAUCCAAGUACAAGGGUUCAAUGGAAUUCUAUGAUUGGUGGGGAGAUGGUACACAUUGUGGGGUCGAUGGUCGAGGAUAUACUCCUCAAAAUGGAAAGGAAGGUUGAAGAGGAAAAGGAACGCAGACUCGCAGCGGAGAAGGAUUAUACUGAUCCAGAGGAGCUGUCGGAGGAGGAACGCGGGGGACCCGAAGCCGGUGCUGAUGCGGGUGCCAAUGCUAGUGCUGCUUCGGGAGCGGAUGCUAGUGCUGCUUCCGGAGCGGGUGCUACUGCCGCUGCGGAUGGAGCUGCUUCCGAUUCAGAUGUUACAUUAGAUUAGUUUGGCUUUUGAAUAUUUGUGUUUUGAAUAUUGUGUUUAAGUUGGAUUUGGAAUUUGGUUAAUGCUUGUGAAGGGCUUUUGGUUUGCCCUUGUAGACAAUUAUAAGUUUGAUGUUUGGGAUUGUAGUUAUGGUACAUUUUGUUGUUAUAUAU
Messenger RNA from Daucus carota subsp. sativus, 939 nucleotides. RefSeq lists its product as uncharacterized. The record is from RefSeq and is a predicted model, not a curated record. Lineage: Eukaryota; Viridiplantae; Streptophyta; Magnoliopsida; Apiales; Apiaceae. The transcript has 2 exons. Bases 407 to 787 code for a protein of 126 amino acids.